Molecule: messenger RNA, 2053 nt
Organism: Peromyscus leucopus (white-footed mouse)
Lineage: Eukaryota; Metazoa; Chordata; Mammalia; Rodentia; Cricetidae
Product: C-type lectin domain family 18 member A
Exons: 12
Coding region: 229-1668 (479 amino acids)
Molecular function (GO): polysaccharide binding
Source: RefSeq, a predicted model, not a curated record
CUCGGUUUGCUGCUGUGGAGCAGACUGGCCCGACACUGAAGCUGGAGUAAGGCGGCGUUUAGAAGGGCUCUACGUCUCUUUUGAAGCCAGUGGACCACUGAGGGGAGGCUAUUUGAACACAGCGAUGACUCACUAGCCUCCUCCUUUUGUCUGGCAGCUGCCUGACUCCUUGAGACUGUGGAUAGCUUCACGAAGCCUUGGAGGCUAGGUGGACUGUUGAGAGAAGCCAUGUCUGCAGCACUAGGCAGGCCAAAGAUUCAGCCAGAGUCCUCCCUGCGGCUGGGAGGCCAGAGCCGACGGCUUGGUCUCUUGCUUGUGCUCCUGUCUCUCCCUGGUGUCACCUGGACAGAGGUGCAGACAACCCAGCUGCCAGAGCAGGCGCCAGCUCUCCAAGCCCUGAGCAGGAAGGAGAGUUUCCUGAUCCUCUCCCUGCACAAUCGCCUGCGCAGUCAGGUCCAGCCUCCGGCAGCCAACAUGCGGAGAAUGGACUGGAGCGAGAGCCUGGCCCAAAUAGCUCAAGCCAGGGCAGCCCUCUGUGGCACUUCAGCCCCUCCAAAUGUGGCAUCUGCCCCACGGCACACCCCGCAAGUGGGCUGGAAUGUGCAGCUGCUGCCCGUGGGAUCCGCAACCUUUGUCGAAGUGGUCAACCUCUGGUUUGCUGAAGGGCUGCAGUACAGACACGGGGAGGCUGAGUGUGCCCACAAUGCCACCUGCACCCACUACACGCAGCUGGUGUGGGCCACUUCCAGCCAGCUGGGCUGUGGGAGACAUCUAUGCUCUGUGGACCAGACAGUCAUGGAAGCCUUUGUCUGUGCCUACUCCCCUGGAGGCAACUGGGAUGUAAACGGGAAGACAAUCGCCCCUUACAAGGAAGGCUCCUGGUGUUCACUCUGCACAGCCAGCGUCUCGGGCUGCUUCAAGGCCUGGGAUCAUUCAGGGGGCCUCUGUGAGGUCCCCAGAAACCCAUGUCGCAGGAGCUGCCGAAAUCAUGGACAUCUCAACAUUAGCACUUGUCUCUGUCACUGUCCCCCUGGCUACACAGGGAGGUACUGCCAAGUGCGGUGCAGUGUGCAGUGUGUGCAUGGCCGGUUCCGGGAAGAAGAAUGCUCCUGUAUCUGUGAUGUCGGCUAUGGGGGAGCCCAGUGUGCCACCAAGGUGCACUUUCCUUUUCACACCUGUGACCUGAGGAUUGACGGAGACUGCUUCAUGGUGUCUUCCGAGGCAGACACCUAUUAUGGAGCCAAAAUGAAAUGUCAGGGGAAAGGUGGGGUACUGGCCCAGAUCGAGAGCCAGAAAGUGCAAGACAUCCUUGCCUUCUACCUGGGCCGACUGGAGGCCACGAACGAGGUGACUGACCGUGACUUUGAGACCAGGAAUUUCUGGAUCGGCCUCGGGCUUCUGGACUCUCAGAUGGGGGGCAACCUUGGCUACCCUGGCCCAGGACUCACCUACAAGGCAGCUAAGGACUCCUUCCGCUGGACUACUGGAGAACACCAGUCCUUCACGAGUUUUGCCUUUGGGCAGCCUGACAACCAGGGGUUUGGGAACUGUGUGGAAAUGCAGGCAUCUGCUGCCUUCAACUGGAAUGACCAACGCUGUAAAACUCGAAACCGUUAUAUCUGUCAGUUUGCUCAGGAGCACAUUUCCCUGUGGGAGCCAGGGCCCUGAGCCUGGCCAGGCAGCUCUCCUGCCAGCCUCUGAGUGCACAAACCAGUUUGCCUUGACUGCUCACCUGUGGGAAACACGGGCCUGGCUGGGACUGAAUGUCCAACAUCGAAAGAGGUCUCAGAACUUGCACAAUGCUGGACGUUGGGUAAGGGAAGCAUUGAAGCCUGUGGGAAAUGAAUUGGAGUCCUAAAGCACAGAGAGAGAAAGGCCAGGGACCGUUAGCCUGCUUUUGAGUGGAAAGAUGGGCUUCCAUGGACCCCCGAAGCCAAAGCCAAAGCCAGUGGCCAAAAGCUGUUCUGCUCCAUCUAGACCAAACUUCCUUGGGCAGCUGGAGUUUUCCAGACCAGAGGCUUCACAAAGGAAUAAAUGAUGUUAUGAAUCAGCA